UGGUGCAUCGAUUGCACACAGACGCUUGCUUUCCUCUCGCUGGCUCAGUCCUGUGCUGGGAGGAAGAGGACGUAUUGAGACAUAUCUCUCUGCAUCUCAAGCUACCUUCCCUCAUGCUGGGCUGAUGUGAGGAGCUGGGUUCUUUCUCUCUCCCAUCUCGGAGGAUUCUGCUAUAGAGGUCAGAUGUCUGGUGAGAACAUCCUGUCUUCUCCAGAGAUCUGAAACUGGCAUGAUGUCACAGCUCUUGCAUAUGGAGAUCCCAAACUUUGGCAGCACGGUUCUGGACAGCCUCAAUGAACAGCGGUUGCUGGGCCAGCACUGCGAUGUGGCCAUCAUGGUCAAUGGACAGGCCUUUAAGGCCCACCGCGCUGUGCUGGCGGCCAGCAGCCUGUACUUCCGUGAUCUGUUUAGCGGUAGCACCCAGACUCUCUUUGAGCUGCCCUCGUCGGUGACCCCAUCCUGUUUUCGGCAGAUCCUCUCAUUCUGCUACACAGGCAGGAUGACAGUGAGUGCCAGCGAUCAGCUGAUGGUCAUGUACACUGCAGGCUACCUUCAGAUCCAGAACAUUGUGGAACGAGGAUUGGACCUCAUGUUCAAGGCCAGCGCUCCGUAUUGUGACUCCCAGACAUCUGCCACAGACGAUCCCCCCAGCCCAAACAACAACAACUCCUCCCUGUUGCUAGGCGACCAGCACACAACUGUCUGCAAGAUCAAGGAAGAGAAGCUGGAGACCCCGGUGUGUGCUCCGAGCGCAGAGCAAAAGCAGGCUGAGGAGGAUAGGGGCACUAGUGGUAGAUCUUUAAGGAACAGCACUCUUUUCUACACCUGUGGAGUAGGGAAUGGGGUAAUACCUGUGAUGCAUCCUUAUGAGCACUCUACCAGGGAUCACGCCAGCCCUGGAGCCUCAAGCCUCCCAACCACAGACAGCCCAACGUCACACCAAAAUGAGGAGGAGGAUUUCGAAGAUGACUCAUACGAUAGCCUAACAAAUGGAAAGAUCUAUGGGGGCUCUGCCAGUCUCUAUUGCAUACAAGAGAAGAUGAAGAUGUCCUCCCUGCCUCUGUCCUUGGACAACCGAUUCUGUGUGCUGCUGGGAGGAGACAGAGAGGCUCUGCCCGCUGGUCUCAUCAGCCAGAUCGGCUACCGUUGCCACCCUGCUCUCUACACAGAGGGCGACCCUGGAGAGAGGCUGGAGGUGAUUGGAGGAUCUGGUGUCUUCAUGACGCGUGGGCAGCUGAUGAACUGUCACCUCUGCGCUGGGGUCAAACACAAAGUCCUACUGAGACGCCUCCUAGCUGCUUUUUUUGACAGGAACACACUGGCUGACAGCUGUGGGACUGGAAUCCGGUCUUCUAACUGUGAUCCAAAUCGCAAACCACUGGACAGCCGCAUACUCAACACGGUUAAACUCUACUGUCAGAACUUUGCACCUAACUUCAAAGAGAGUGAAAUGAACGUGAUUGCCGCAGACAUGUGCACCAAUGCCCGGAGAGUUCGUAAACGCUGGCUCCCUAAGAUCAAGUCCAUGCUCCCAGAGGCCAUCGAGGUGUACAGGGGGACUGCAGUCCUAAGCCAGGUGGAGGGAGCCACCCAGCCAGGUGGUGGCUUUCCCUUUGAGUCAGAGUUCAAACACCUGGCAGCAUCAAAUCUGACUCUGGAACAGCAUCUCUAUGAAGACUGCAGAGAGACACUGAGGAAUGGCUCUCACUUCACAGGAGUCAGUAUGGAUGAGAGGUCAAAAGGUGAAGCAACUAAGCCUGAGCCAGUGCGAGCCAGCGAGUCAGACAACCCACAGGACGUUGAGAGGCUUCCGGAGAGUCCAGAGAGAGCGGCCAGUGUGCUCGCCAUUAACCCAGCCAGCAAGAAAGGAGAAAAAGAUUGGGCGGCCAGCAGCCCCAGAACACAGAGAGAGGAACAGAACAGACAGAGACCACUUAAAGAGGAUCAGUGACUUCUUCCACUUCACAAUAUUAUAAACUGGUCUGCAGCUUCUCACAAUAAAAAGGAUCUUUAUCCCUAAUGGCAAAUAUCCCAUGCUGCUGAACAUACAGUGGCCCCAAGAAGUAUUGAGACACUUAAGCCACACUUACAAAUGUACUUAUGUCUUAACAUUAUGUAACAAAUUAUUAAACCAAUUUAUUUUAAAGAAAUAUAGCAUAUAAACACACUUUUCAAGCAAAACAUUUUACAAAAAGAAGUUUAAGUUUUAAAUGAGAAAUUAGUUUUAUUAUUCAAAAUUAAAACAACAAGUAUUGGGACACUUUCUGGUUGUCAAACUUAGUGAAACAUGUUCAUAGUUAAUAUGAGCAACACAUGUGGUUACUCUGCUAGGACACAUGUGAGAACUUGAGGGGGACUGACUUCAUACAUCCACUAAAAUCACUUUGAAAUCAGUUGGUUAAAAGUGAUUGCAAAAAUGGCUAAGUUAGUUCUCAGAAACAGUCUAGCAUUCAUUUUUUGCAAAUGCCACUUGUUUGUGUAUUUUUUUAUAUAUACAUAUCAAAUGCAAUGGCAUUCUUACAUUUUUAAAUGUGACUUAAAUGUCCAAAUACUACUUGUUUCAACUUUAACAUAAAAGCUGCAUGAUCAUGGAAACUCGCCAUACAGCAAAUUUUUUCCAGGAUAAAUCUAAGAACCUCUGCAGCAAAUAUAAGAAAUUUUAAGGAUUUUUCAUGGACUCAUUUAGCAUAUGUAAAUACAGUCACAUAAACAAGCCCAAUACAUUAAGGCAGUCUGCGGUGUGAUUUUUCUUUUUCUUUUUUUUUUCUUUUUCUUUUUUUAUGAAUGCAUGUGAUGCAUAUCCUCUGGCAUUUCUGACUAAUACUCUUGCCAAUUACACAAACAAAUGGAUCAUGGACUUCUGCAUGGCUAAAACAAGUGCAGGACAAAUGCUCUCUUUAUUAUAAAACAUACAUGCUUCAGAAAUCAGAACUAUCCUGCUUUUGGAGAGAGGGGAUGCUAUGUAUCAAGCUGACUAUCGGACUGCUGAGUCCAGUACAGUAAGGGAAGCUGAACCAAGGACAACAGUCUAGAGAGUACGCUGGACUCUCAGUUUUCCCUCCCAAGCUUUUUAAUCUCACUCUCAUUCUCAAGCUGCUGUAUAGUAAAUGCUUGCCUGUUUUUGCAUUACAGCUGGUCUGGACAUUUGAAACGCGAUUGUAAGAUGUUUUUUGGAAGUGAAAUAAAGGAAGGAUUAUUUUGAGGGAUAUCUAGGUGCUGCUUAUUUAGUCAACAUUAUUUAUCAUAUUUGAUAAAAAAAAUUUAAAAAAAAGACUUUUGCAAAACAAUAGUAAUGCUCAUUGUAUAGUGUUUAUAUACUGGAGAUGAAACAUAAAACAUGAACUCAGUUUUACUUGAAUGCUAAAGGUUAAGAUUCAUUGGAUGAUAAACUACCAGAAAAUUCUAAUACUUGUGAAAGGUCUUGAUAAGGUCUGGCUGAAUAGGAUUAUAACUGUCAUAUUUUUUAUGUACUCAUUUGAUUAUCUGUAUUAUACCAAACAUCUCAAACAGAAUGCAGACUUUCUUUAAGGUCACACAGAAUUUCUUUCUUAUAUGGAUGCAUCUGUUCCCUCAAAAGGCAGUUUUGUUUCCUUUGUCCUGGCUCUGUACAAGAAUGAAAUGUUAUUCAUUUUAAUAUAUCAUUGAUUUUGCAUUGAAAUAUUGAAAUGUAAAGUAUUCUUUUAAAGCACACAAUAACCUCUGAUUUUUGAAAGGUAAACAUCAUAUUUUGGCAUGUGAUUGAAUGUGUGAGAUGAAAUCACGAACAGCAUGACAGUUCUCUCAGUUUUUCAGCUGCUCUUGAAUGACAUUCUAUUUGGAAAGAUAUUCCAAAUAAAACAUACAAAUGUACUAAUGUACAGCUAAAUGUACAAUGUAUUAUUAAAUAUUUCCUAUGAAUAAGCAUGUGGCCAUUGCAAAAUUAAGCUACAGCAAAAUUUAAUUUGUGCUGAUCAUCCUGGAUUAUAAAUGUACAAACCCUGCUGCAUUGCUGCUUAGACUGUGUGACUGAAAUCUAACCUGAGGACUUCCUUUGGUGCCAGUAUGGCGCUUGCUGUGGCAGCUGCAGCUGAAUCCUUCAUUUGAGCCAGGAGGAUAUUUAUAGCCGAGGAGACCCGCAACAGCACAUCCGUAGUACAACUGAAAGAGUAGAUUUCUCAAUAUCAAAUGUUAUGGGUCUUUUUGACUACUUAAAGACAUUUAAUUGCAUUAUAACCUAGAUUUAUUGCAAUGUAACCAAUGUUUCAGCCUGAAACUUCGUGACUUCUUCCACAGAUCUUAACAUGGCAAUGUUAAAUGCUUUUACUCUCACCACACAAGCUCAGUCAAAAACAGCAAAUUGUGACAUUUGAUGAUGUACCGUCAGUUGAAGGAAAGAGCUCUUCAUGUAGGCACUCUGAAGGGAGCAUGGCAUUGUAUAAAUGUACCCUUCGCUAACAGUCUUGUGGAAGAGCCCUUCAUGAAAAAAUAACUUCUUACUUUCAUUUGUAAUGACCCUUCGAGGGUCGUCCCCUUCA
Molecule: messenger RNA, 4514 nt
Organism: Myxocyprinus asiaticus (Chinese sucker)
Lineage: Eukaryota; Metazoa; Chordata; Actinopteri; Cypriniformes; Catostomidae
Product: nucleus accumbens-associated protein 2
Exons: 6
Coding region: 230-1951 (573 amino acids)
Biological process (GO): regulation of transcription by RNA polymerase II
Molecular function (GO): RNA polymerase II cis-regulatory region sequence-specific DNA binding; DNA-binding transcription factor activity, RNA polymerase II-specific; protein binding
Source: RefSeq, a predicted model, not a curated record